UUUAUAUUAUGUUACAUAAGGUGUGUUUACACUAGGUCUUAAAAUAUACCAUAAAUGACCUUCAGAACUGGAUAUUUUUAUUAUAAAAUAGAUAGCAUAUCUCAAAGAAUCACAUUGUAUGAUUCAUAAAUAUUAUGUUACAUAACAGCUAAUUAGUGCUUCAUAAACUAAUAAUAGAUUACAAUAACAAUAGAUUAUAAUUAUUUAAUUUUUUCAAUAAAAGUUCAUUAAAUGCUCAUAGAUUAUAUAAUGUUAGAAUUUAUAAAUUCAAGCAGUAUAUUUGUUACUAUAACAGCACCUUUUGAUUAACUUAAUUCAAUACUGAUGUACUAGUGUUAAAAUAUAAGUAUUUUUAUUCAAAAAUAUUCAAGUUCAAUUGAAUGAGAAAUAUUUAAGAUGAAUCAUAUUAAUCUAACAAUCGGCAUCCUAAUAUUGGUGAACAGUUGUUUAUCGGCUAAUAUAUUAGCCUUCCUACCAACCAAAGCACGUAGUCAUUAUGGAGGAUUUGAACCAUUGCUUAAAGAAUUAGCAGUCAGAGGCCAUAAUAUGACUGUUUUAUCACCCUUUGCUUUGAAAGAUCCACCACUAUCUUAUUAUCACAUUCAAGUUGAGGAUGAAAUUCUUGCUAUGGAUUGGAAUCCAUUCAGUGUAGCCAAACAUUUCAAACCAAUUUUUAUUCCAUUUAUGUCAUGGUUAAUAUGGCCAAAGUUUACAGAAAUGACAAUCAACAAACCAUCAGUUCUGAAAUUAAUUCAUUCAGAAAGUCUUCAUUUUGAUUUAGUUAUAUUUGAAAACUUUUUUCACGAAAGUUUUGUAACUAUCGGUCACAAAUUUAAUGCUCCUGUGGUACAGAUUUUUCCAUCUGUCCCAAAUGCUGGUGUUGCACAAUGGUAUGGUAAUCCAUAUAUUGGAUCUUAUAUUCCAGAUGUUAAUUCUGGAUUUAGCGAUGAUAUGUCUUUCAUGGAACGUUUGACCAAUACGGCAUUAUCAUUUGUGUAUACGGCUUUGAGUUCACUUUAUUAUUUACCGAAACAAAGUGAAUUAAUGGAUAAAUAUUUUAACUAUACUGGCUGGGAGACACGGCCGUCUAUGGUGAGCAUGUUAAAAAACAUAUCAUUGACAUUGAUGAAUACACAUUUUUCUAUUGGAACAUCAAGACCUCUUGUUCCUUCAUUCAUAGAUGUAGCAGGAAUGCAUCUCAGACCAGCUUCUACACUCCCGAAAGACCUUCAGGAUAUUAUGGACAAUGCUCCUGAUGGUAUUGUGUAUUUCAGUUUUGGCUCUGUGAUUAAACUAUCACAAUUACCUAAAGAUCAAUUUGAAAUGAUUAUAAGACAACUAGGUAAAAUCAAACAAAAAGUAUUGUUCAAAUGGGAUUCUGAUGACAAAAUAGACUUUCCAUCAAACAUAAUUAUUAGAAAGUGGUUUCCACAAUCCGAUAUUCUAGGCCAUCCUAACUGUGUGCUGUUUAUUACACAUGGUGGUAUACAUAGCACCGAAGAAGCUAUAUAUUAUGGAGUGCCAAUGUUGGCCAUCUCAGUAUUUGGAGAUCAAUUACACAACUCAUUGGUAAUGCAAAACAGAGGUGCUGCGAUACGCAUAAAAUAUUCUGAGUUUUCCGAAGAUGCUUUUGAAAUGGCUUUGUACAAGACUCUCCAUGAUAAAUCAUAUAAAGAGAAAGCUAAAGAACUAUCAGUGAUUUACCAAGACCAACCUUUAAAAUCCUUAGACAAAGCUAUUUAUUGGAUUGAAUAUGUGAUACGUCAUAAAGGAGCUCAUCAUUUAAAAACAAAUGCUUGCGAGUUAACUUGUUUACCGGAAUCAGUUGGUACUCAAAAUGAUUGAGGAUAUUGAGAAUCAAGUAGAAUCAAAAAUAACUGUUUUGGAUGCCAUGAUAAUUUUGAAUAAAACUUGGUAUAAUGUAACAUCGACGGGGAUUUCUAAUUGCGUUCGGCAUGCAGGUUUUUGUGACGUUACGACCGAUACUACAUAGCUACAAGCAGACAAUGGAUUAAUUAAUGACAUCGAUGAGGACUACGUCCAGAUUGAUGACGACUUCAUAACGUCAGAAAUUUCAACAGAUGAAAAUAUAGUCAAAAAUUUCAUAGUCAGCUAACAAGUUGAGCCAGAUAAUGAUACUGAUAUCGAUUAGCUUGAUGAUGAGUUUAAAACUGUGCCGUCAAUAUCCGAAGCUCGUGCUGCAUUGUGGACACUAGAAAAAUUUUACUACACAAAAUAUGAGAGUACAGAUGCUGAAAGAAAAUUGUUGUCUUUGUUAGAAAUAUCGAUCAACACUAAACACUACGAAGCAAAGUUCGAUCAAAGAUUAUUUUAAGAAGUUAAAUUCAAGUGUUUUAUAAUAAUUAUGUUUAAGUAAUAUGUAUUGAUAAAUAAAGUAUUGAGU
Sipha flava (yellow sugarcane aphid) is the source of this 2404-nucleotide messenger RNA. Its product is annotated as UDP-glucuronosyltransferase 2C1-like. Bases 397 to 1845 code for a protein of 482 amino acids. The record is from RefSeq and is a predicted model, not a curated record. The transcript is spliced from 5 exons. Gene Ontology annotation, molecular function: UDP-glycosyltransferase activity. NCBI's taxonomy places the organism in Eukaryota, Metazoa, Arthropoda, Insecta, Hemiptera, Aphididae.